GGCGCCAUCAAUCACGUUUCGCACGGGGUGUUCUCCCGAUGCACUGCUUGGUACUGCUUGUUUUUGCACAGAAACAUAUUUCUUAAGGUUGUCUUGCAUUUAGGAUGAAUAGGCCCUAUAUGUAGUUUCAAUCAUGAAUGCAGAUAUUCAUGCACUGUGUGAGAAAUUGAUUCCAGUCACCUACGUGCAGCAGGGUCGAGAAGCCAGACGGGCACAUGAGAAGAAGAUACGGAACCUCCUGGAGCAUCGGAAGUGGCCAGAAGAUGGUUGGGAUGAUGCGACCAUUGAACUACUCCUGCAAGAACUGAGUGCAAUGGAUAGUAAUAACUUCAUGGCAAACUGUGGCGUUGGUGAGCGAGAGGCAAGAAUUGCAUCCUCCCUGGUUGCUAGGCGACACUUCAGACUAGGUCACGGGAUUGGCCGGUCAGGGGAUAUUGCGGCCAUUCAGCCCAAGGCUGCCGGAUCCAGCAUUAUCAUGAAACUGACCAAUGCUAUGGCACUUGACGCUAUGAAAAUGGCAGGUGUUCGUUCUACGGCUGCAUGUUUUGUCGUUCCUCUGGCUACUGGAAUGAGUCUUGUUCUUUGUUUCCUUGCUCUUCGUCAACUUCGUCCCAGUGCCAAGUAUAUCAUCUGGACUCGCAUCGACCAGAAGACUUGUUUCAAGUCUAUACUCACAGCUGGACUCCAGCCAAUCAUCAUUGAGAAUUGCCUGGAAGGUGACGAAUUGAGGACAGAUGUUCGGGAGAUUGAACGGCAAAUCCAGGAACGUGGAGCAGAGAACAUCCUGUGUGUGUUCUCAACAACAUCUUGCUUUGCACCAAGAGUCCCCGAUCGAUUAGAAGAAAUUGCAAAAUUAUGCAAAGACAGUGGUGUGGGACACGUCGUUAACAAUGCUUAUGGUGUGCAGUCUUCAAAAUGUAUGCAUCUAAUUCAGCAAGCAGCACGUGUGGGUAGAGUGGAUGCUUUUGUCCAAAGUACAGACAAAAACUUCCUUGUUCCUGUUGGUGGGUCCAUCAUUGCUGGAACUGAUGAGAAAUUUGUGGACAAGAUUGCUCAGACAUUUCCUGGCCGUGCAUCUGCAUCACCCACCAUCGACCUCUUUAUCACAUUUCUUUCCCUCGGAGCCGAGGGUUAUAAGAAACUUCUCAAGGAGCGAAAGGAGAUGUACUCUUAUCUCCAGGAUGAACUCAAGACGGUUGCAGAAGGACAUGGGGAGCGGUUGCUGAGAAUGCCCCAUAAUCCUAUCUCCAUGGCAAUGACCUUGGGUCUACAGUUAGAGGAUGAUAGGAAGGAGGUGUCAGAGGUGGGAUCAAUGCUGUUCAAGAGAAAUGUUUCAGGAGCAAGAGUGGUUCCAAGGGGUGUCACUAAGACCAUCGGUGGCUAUGAUUUCACUGGCUAUGGCUCACACUGCAAUGAUUACCCUACUGGUUACCUGACAGUAGCUGCAGCCAUUGGGAUUACUAAAGAAGAUGUGGAUUUGUUUGUCAAGCGGCUGGACAAAGUGUUAUCGAAGAAACAAGACAAGAAGACCAAGGUUGAAGGGUCUGAGGACAUGAAGACCAAGGUCGAAGGGUUUGAGGACAUGAAGACAAAGGUUGAAGGAUCUGGAGACAUGAAUCAUGCUUGAUGGAAGGAUGUCCUAAAAGCUU
Messenger RNA from Acanthaster planci (crown-of-thorns starfish), 1649 nucleotides. RefSeq names its product Sep (O-phosphoserine) tRNA:Sec (selenocysteine) tRNA synthase (gene sepsecs). Gene Ontology annotation, molecular function: O-phosphoseryl-tRNA(Sec) selenium transferase activity; tRNA binding. The record is from RefSeq and is a predicted model, not a curated record. Lineage: Eukaryota; Metazoa; Echinodermata; Asteroidea; Valvatida; Acanthasteridae. Gene Ontology annotation, biological process: selenocysteine incorporation; conversion of seryl-tRNAsec to selenocys-tRNAsec.